Messenger RNA from Lolium rigidum, 1416 nucleotides. RefSeq lists its product as uncharacterized. NCBI's taxonomy places the organism in Eukaryota, Viridiplantae, Streptophyta, Magnoliopsida, Poales, Poaceae. Gene Ontology annotation, molecular function: protein binding. The transcript has 2 exons. The record is from RefSeq and is a predicted model, not a curated record. Bases 71 to 1234 code for a protein of 387 amino acids.
CUCGACCGGGCAUACGCCGCCGCCGGCGGUGAGCGCGCUAGGUGGCGCCGUUCAGGGAUCCAGCACAGAAAUGAUCUGUACGAGCAAGUUGGCGCACUCAAAUGACCAGCGAUCAUGGUCGGAUCUCCCAACAGAGCUUGUAGGCCAUGUCCUCGGCUGUCUCCCUGCGCACAUUGAUCGCAUCCGGUUUGCUGCUGUGUGCCACCAUUGGUGCAUUUCUGCAAGGCACUCUGGCAUUCCCCCACCUUUGCCAUGGCUUGUGCUUUCCGAUGGGGCUGCCUUCACCUUGCCCCGCGGUGAAUCCUUCCAGAUCCCCAACAGUACUGUCUUCCACAGCUGCUCGGGUGAGUGGCUUGUCUUCUCGACUCAGAAAACCUGCUCCUUAGUCAACACCUUCUCCAAGGACAACUUGAAGCUUCCCGACCUGCAUUGUUUCAAUCUCAUCGACGAGCCUCAUCAAGUAAUUAAUGGCCAUGAGAUACCCAACACAGUGCUCAAUACCGAGGCAGAUAUACUAAUAUGGAAGAUAGUCGUUUGCUCCGAAGUUCUUGUUGCAGCCAUGGUUAGAGUUGGGUACCUCUAUACGCUUGCGUUCUGCCGUCCAGGUGCUAAAUCAUGGUUUGUAAGUGCACUCGGAAGGAUCAUCUCAGUUGCAGAUAUGAUGUUCUAUGGAGGUAAGCUGUACACCGUUGAUGACGAGGGUGACCUUUGUUCUAUCAUUGUUGAAGAGGACAUUGACAGUGGAAAGCUGAGACUGUAUCGGAUUGAACGUGUUGUCACUGAGGCUCCAUUCUUUUUCCCACCUUGGCCUUUCAGUGGCGCAAUUGGGACACAAAACUACCUGGUUGAGUCUUGCGGUGCCCUACUGCUUGUCCGCAGAAGGACCUUUGAACAGCGAUUUGGGGAUGUCCUGGAUAUUACAAUCAAGGUAGUGCGGAUUGAAUUUGAGGUGCUCGAGGCAAACUUCAAAUUGGCUAAGUGGGUGAAGGUGACGAGCGUGGGGGACGAUCAGGUGCUGUUUGUGGGUAGAAGCUCCCAAUCUAUCUGCGUUUCUCGGUACAGACAAAAGGGGAAUUGUAUCUUCUUCCUGGAGGAUAUUGAAGGGUGGAACUUUGAGGAUGCACCAAGCUCUUACGCAAUCUAUGACAUGAAGGAUGGGACGUUAGACUCACCGCUUCCCAGAGGAUCGUGCAAGGGCAAGAAGCCGCCAGCAACUUGGCUCUUCCCUAGAUAACUGUUAUUUUCAUAUGCUGGGUGCACUACAUUGUGUUCAUAUCGUGUCAAGUGUUGUAAGUUUGGAAGAAUUGUGUUGUUUGGAUAAGUAAUGUGUUUGCUUUGUGUCAAGUGUUGUAAUUUAAGUUGCUACUGAAACCAAUAGUUCUUCUUCUAAAUUUGUCUGGUCUCCAGGUAGAUGGU